This is a messenger RNA of Drosophila melanogaster (fruit fly), 1305 nucleotides long. It is a transcript of the gene RpS4, whose product is annotated as ribosomal protein S4. Gene Ontology annotation, biological process: translation. Gene Ontology annotation, cellular component: cytosolic small ribosomal subunit; ribosome. The coding region runs from base 113 to 898 and encodes 261 amino acids. The transcript is spliced from 6 exons. The record is from RefSeq and is marked reviewed. Gene Ontology annotation, molecular function: RNA binding; structural constituent of ribosome. NCBI's taxonomy places the organism in Eukaryota, Metazoa, Arthropoda, Insecta, Diptera, Drosophilidae.
AGUUAUUCGACGCCAACUGCCCGCUGGCCACACCGCCCGCAAAUCUGCCUUUUCCUUUUCCUGUUGUAUUGCCCGACGGACGUGAUCGCCCGUUCAAUAUAGUGAAUCAAACAUGGCUCGUGGCCCCAAGAAGCAUUUGAAGCGUUUAGCCGCCCCCAAGGCAUGGAUGUUGGACAAGCUGGGAGGCGUCUUCGCCCCGCGUCCCUCGACCGGUCCACACAAGCUCCGUGAGUCGCUGCCCCUGCUGAUCUUCUUGAGAAACCGCUUGAAGUACGCCCUCAAUGGCGCCGAGGUCACCAAGAUCGUCAUGCAGCGCCUGGUUAAGGUCGAUGGAAAGGUCCGCACCGACCCCACCUAUCCCGCUGGCUACAUGGAUGUCAUCACCCUCGAGAAGACCGGUGAGUUCUUCCGUCUGGUCUACGACGUGAAGGGACGCUUCGUCAUCCACCGCAUCUCCGCCGAGGAGGCCAAGUACAAGUUGUGCAAGGUCAAGAAGACCCAGCUGGGAGCCAAGGGAGUUCCUUUCCUGGUUACACACGACGGUCGCACCAUCCGCUACCCGGAUCCCCUGAUCCACGCCAACGAUUCCGUGCAGGUGGACAUUGCCUCUGGCAAGAUCACCGACUACAUUAAGUUCGAUUCUGGCAACCUCUGCAUGAUCACCGGAGGCAGGAAUUUGGGACGUGUCGGCACCGUUGUCAACCGUGAGCGUCAUCCCGGUUCCUUCGACAUUGUGCACAUUAAGGACUCGCAAGGUCAUGUGUUCGCCACCCGUUUGACCAACGUGUUCAUCAUUGGCAAGGGCAACAAGCCCUACAUCUCCCUGCCUAAGGGCAAGGGUGUCAAGCUGAGCAUUGCGGAGGAGCGCGACAAGCGUCUGGCCGCCAAGACCCACUAAGGCGCAGGAGUUUAAGGACUUUUACCUUUUAGCAUAACACUCUGUACGUUUAGCUACGGAAUUACAAGCCGAGAACGUAACACAUGUGUUUUCUUUUGCAAUGGAAGUGGUUGAUCUAUUUGUUGGCCAAGAGUUUAAAGAAUCAGAUGUUUGCUUUGAAAUGUGUAAAAAAAAAAACAUGGGACAUGUGUGACGUGACUUAAAGCUAUUCAAACGUGACUUUAUAGGAACUUUAAAAUCAAUUCACAAUGCCUUAGAACUGGACGUAAAGUAAAACUACCCUCAAAAUUGACAUUUCAGAGCUUGAAAGACUAGUUUUAUCUAUGACACGAAUUCAAAAGUUGCGUUUGUUAAGUAAAUAUUUCAAAAGCAGAUUUUAAUGAGGACUUAAAUUUCAAUUUAUGAUG